CACAUAGCGUCUGGCCUCUACUACCUCUCCGAGCUCGUCGAGGAGCACACCGUCCUCGCGAAGAAGCUGCUCAACAAGAUGAUCUACGUCGUCAUCGCGAUCCAAACCAUCCUCCUCCUCGUCGACCGCUUCCCCUUCCUGCUCAGCAUCUUCAGCAUCGCCUCGCACGUCGUCUACGCGCAGAACCUCCGCCGCUUCCCCGUCGUCAAGCUGACCGAUCCCAUCUUCCUCGUCUCGUGUGCCCUCGUCCUAACAAACCACUACCUCUGGUUCCGCCACUUCUCCGCCCCGCCCUCGCGCCCGCCCCCGGCCUACCCAGGCUACUACACCGGCGGCCGCGACUACACCAUCCCGACCUUCACCGAGAUUGCGUCCUAUUUCGGGCUGUGCGUCUGGCUUGUGCCCUUUGCGCUCUUCGUCUCGCUGUCCGCCGGGGAGAAUGUGUUGCCGUCGAUGGGGUCCGAGUAUGCGACUGGGGUGGGCAGCUCGUUUGCUAGUGCGGGGCAGGAGCCCGUGGGACUGGACGCGGCGGAGAGGAAGAAGAGAGUGGGUUUGAAGGGGAAUGGGAGUGGGAAUGCGGGGAUGGCGAAGGCGGUGGUGAAUGGGGUUAGGGAGUGGGUUGGGGAGACGGGGGAGGCGUUUGGGCUGUGGAAGGGGGAGCGGACGAGGCCGUUUUGA
Molecule: messenger RNA, 678 nt
Organism: Pseudovirgaria hyperparasitica
Lineage: Eukaryota; Fungi; Ascomycota; Dothideomycetes; Acrospermales; Acrospermaceae
Product: DUF396 doamin protein
Exons: 2
Biological process (GO): endoplasmic reticulum to Golgi vesicle-mediated transport
Cellular component (GO): COPII-coated ER to Golgi transport vesicle; Golgi membrane; endoplasmic reticulum membrane
Molecular function (GO): COPII receptor activity
Source: RefSeq, a predicted model, not a curated record